Messenger RNA from Grosmannia clavigera kw1407, 3897 nucleotides. Its product is annotated as haloacid dehalogenase-like hydrolase. NCBI's taxonomy places the organism in Eukaryota, Fungi, Ascomycota, Sordariomycetes, Ophiostomatales, Ophiostomataceae. Gene Ontology annotation, cellular component: plasma membrane; trans-Golgi network; endosome. The coding region runs from base 1 to 3897 and encodes 1298 amino acids. The record is from RefSeq and is a predicted model, not a curated record. Gene Ontology annotation, biological process: retrograde vesicle-mediated transport, Golgi to endoplasmic reticulum; endocytosis; phospholipid translocation. The transcript is spliced from 3 exons. Gene Ontology annotation, molecular function: ATP hydrolysis activity; ATPase-coupled intramembrane lipid carrier activity; magnesium ion binding.
AUGCCUCCCUCACCAUCUUACCAUCCAGCCGAGCCGCCCAACCGGCUCUCUGACGACUCGGAUUCCGAUCUCGAGCUCGAUCUCGACGAGCUCGACCCCAAACACUCGCAGCCGACUGAGCCCCACGACGCCAACCGUGGCCAGGCAAGUGCUAACGGAACGCCCCCUGCUCGGAUCGCUCUGCGCAACCUUCGGAUGGGCGGGUUACGACGAGCCGCAAACCGGGCACGUGGAUACGGCGAUCUGGGCGGCAACAGCAGCAGUGGACGGCGGCUGAGCGGCGACGAGGAUGCCCGUGGCCUGCUGUCCGACCAUGCCGGCCUGUCCUCCCGCCGUGGCUCCGAUGUACAUGCCGAUGACGAUGAUGCGCCACUGCUGAGCCAGAAUCACGGCAGCAGCAGCAGCGACAACAGACGGCACCGGCCUUCUGUUCGGGACAGGCUGCACGGCCUCGCCCGACGACUUCGACUGCCUGGCUUCCGUGCCAGCCACGACAACCACGACCACAACCACAACCAGCAUGGCCAGGGCCUCGAUGGCUUACAAGAGGAGGACGACCCGUCAACAUCACGUCUGGUGACCGUCGGCUCGGUGCAAUCGACCCGGUUCCCGCCCAACGUCAUAUCCAACGCCAAAUACACGGCGUGGUCGUUCUUGCCCGUCACGCUGUACAACGAGUUCUCCUUUUUCUUCAACAUCACGUACAUUGCACCUCUUGCCUUUGUGCUGGCCAUCACGCUGGCAAAGGAGGCGUACGACGACAUUGAGCGGCGACGACGAGACAACGAGGCCAACUCGGAGGAGUACAACACAAUUCAGUUCGCCGAUCUGGCCAAGGAUAGUCAGCCGCGGGCGCCAAAGGCGCUGCGAUCGUCUGCUUCGACAAAGGCGCAGCGAAGACGACUCAAUGCUGUCGAGCGGGAACGGCUGUCGGACAUCCAGGAGGAGGAAGAGCGGCUCGAGGGCGACGGCGUGGGCAGCCGGCUGCAGCCGUCAUCUCGGGCGUUUGAGGUGGCCAAGAAGUCGCGUGACCUGAGGGUCGGUGAUGUUUUGAAGCUCACAAAGGGACAGCGCGUGCCUGCGGACGUAGCGAUCCUCAAGUGCCUGUCGCAGGAGUCGCACGUGCAGACGGAGACUGUGUCAGCACCGGCAGAGAGCUCUCUCUUGCUCCUAGACCACGAGGAGGGCAGCAGUGCUCCACCGGCAAAGGCACCCGAAGAGAGCAGUGGCCCCAACGGCGAGACAUUCAUCCGCACAGACCAGCUCGACGGCGAGACGGACUGGAAGCUGCGGUUGGCGUCUCCGCUGUCCCAGCAGCUGCCUACGGCCGAGUUUGUGCGGCUGCGGGUGCUGGGCGGCAAGCCAGAUCGCAAGGUCAACGAGUUUGCCGGCACGCUCCAGCUUCUGCCGGCGCGGAGUGCUCUCACGGACUCGGACUCGGACGCUGACGUGGCCGAGACGUCGGUGCCGCUGUCGAUCGAUAACACAGCGUGGGCCAACACGGUGAUUGCAUCGCAUGCGACGACACUAGCAGUGAUUCUGUACACGGGCCCGCAGACGCGGUCAGCCCUGUCGACGGCGCCAUCCCGGUCCAAGACGGGUCUCCUGGAGUACGAGAUCAACUCGCUGACCAAGAUCCUCUGCGCGCUCACACUAGCACUGUCGCUCAUCUUGGUGAUGCUGGAGGGCUUCAACCACACAGCGGGCAACGUGUGGUAUGUCAAGGUGAUGCGGUUCUUGGUGCUCUUCUCGACGAUUGUACCGAUCAGCCUGCGGGUCAACCUGGACAUGGGCAAGAGCGUGUACUCGUGGCUGAUUCAGCGGGACCCAGGGAUGCCGGGAGCGGUAGUGCGGACGAGCACGAUCCCGGAGGACCUCGGACGGAUCGAGUACCUGCUGAGCGACAAGACGGGCACGCUGACGCAAAAUGAGAUGGACAUGAAGAAGAUCCACGUGGGGACGGUGUCGUACGCGAACGAGGCGAUGGACGAGGUGGCAGCAUAUGUGCGGCAAGGCUUUGGCGGCGCAGACACAGGCCUAGUCACGCCGUCGUCGACGUUUGCAGCCGGAGCCGGAGCUGGAGCGACGCGGACACGGCGGGAGAUCGGGGCACGGGUACGCGAUAUCGUGCUGGCCCUGGCGCUCUGCCACAACGUGACGCCGACGACAGACGAGGACGAGAACGGACAACCGGUGACAUCGUACCAGGCAUCGUCACCCGACGAGAUUGCGAUUGUGCGGUGGACCGAGGCGAUGGGCCUGCGGCUGACCUCACGCGACCGACGAAGCAUGACGCUGGAGUCGACCGAGACAGGACGCACAGUGGUGCAGGUGCGGAUUCUGGACGUGUUCCCGUUCACGUCGGAGGGCAAGCGGAUGGGCAUCGUUGUGCAAUUUCUGACAUCGACGACGCGAAGCGAAGACGAGGGCGAGAUCUGGUUCUACCAGAAGGGAGCAGACACGGUGAUGGCACCGAUCGUAAUGGCGAACGACUGGCUGGACGAGGAAACGGCCAACAUGGCGCGCGAGGGCCUGCGGACGCUGGUGGUGGGCCGCAAGCGGCUAUCGGCAGAGCAGUACCGAGAGUUUGCAGGACGAUACCAGGAGGCCUCGCUGGCGAUGGCCGGACGCGAGACGGGAAUGCAGCGGGUGAUGGGCCAGCACCUGGAGCGUGACGUGGAGCUGCUGGGGGUGACAGGCGUGGAGGACAAGUUGCAGCGGGACGUGAAGCCGUCGCUGGAGUUGCUGCGCAAUGCGGGCAUCAAGAUCUGGAUGCUGACGGGCGACAAGGUGGAAACGGCACGCUGUGUGGCGAUCAGUGCGAAACUGGUGGCUCGUGGACAGUUCAUCUACACGGUGACGAAGCUGAAGCGGUCGAGCAGCGCACAGGAGCACCUGGACUUUCUGCGCGGCAAGCCGGACGCCUGCCUGCUGAUCGACGGCGAGAGUCUAGGGCUGCUGCUGGCCCAGCACCAAGAUGCGUUUAUCGCAGCGGCCGUGCAGCUGCCGGCUGUCGUAGCCUGUCGCUGCUCGCCAACGCAAAAGGCCGACAUGGCGCGGCUGAUCAAGACGUACACGCGCAAGCGGGUGUGCUGCAUCGGCGACGGCGGCAACGACGUGUCGAUGAUCCAGGCGGCCGAUGUGGGCGUCGGCAUCGUCGGCAAGGAAGGCCGGCAGGCGUCGCUGGCCGCCGACUUUUCCAUCACGCAGUUCUGCCACCUGACCAAGCUGCUGGUGUGGCACGGGCGCAACAGCUACCAGCGCAGCGCGAAGCUGGCGCAGUUUGUCAUCCACCGCGGGCUCAUCAUCGCCGUGUGCCAGACCAUGUACAGCAUCGCGAUCCGGUUCGAACCUGAAGGCCUGUACAAGGACUGGCUGAUGGUCGGCUAUGCGACCGUGUACACGGCCAUGCCGGUGCUGUCGCUGGUGCUGGACCGCGACGUGGACGAGGACCUGGCCAGCCUCUUUCCCGAGCUCUACAAGGAGCUCACCGAGGGCCGUUCGCUGUCGUACCGCACAUUUUUUGUCUGGGUCCUCGUGUCCGUCUACCAGGGCUGCAUGAUCCAGGGCCUGGCCCAGCUGCUGACUGCCGUCGACGGACCACGCAUGGUUGCCGUCAGCUAUACCGCCUUGGUGCUCAACGAGCUGCUGAUGGUCGCCAUCGAGAUCACCACCUGGCACGUCGUCAUGGUCGUCUGCAUCAUCGGCACCUUUCUGCUGUACAUUGGGACCGUACCUUUUCUGGGGGGAUAUUUUGACCUGGGCUAUAUCAUGACGCUCGGCUUCCUGUGGCGCGUCACUGCCAUCUGCGCCAUCUCCUUGAUACCGCCAUACGCCGCCAAGCUAAUUAGCCGCACAAUGAAGCCGCCAUCCUAUCGCAAGGUGCAGAGCAUAUAA